Messenger RNA from Closterium sp. Yama58-4, 3675 nucleotides. Lineage: Eukaryota; Viridiplantae; Streptophyta; Zygnematophyceae; Desmidiales; Closteriaceae. The record is from the annotation of a GenBank genome assembly.
AUGGCAGAUCGCCCGCAUCGCGCGGUCAUAAUCUACGGCGACGGGUUGCUCAUCGACGGCCCGCCUCCGGCGUCGCUUUCAGCGGAGCCCGCGUCUGCCGCGCAGCGAACGCGAACGCCUCUGGAGACGGUCGACGCGCCCGCGCUGCACCGCGUGGCGGCUGACGGCGUUAACCCCAAACCUCACGCGGCCACCCAUCAGCAGGACACUUCGACCACCACACAACCCAGCAGCGACCCCACCACAGCUGCUGCUCCCUCCGCUCCUCACAUCUCAUGGGAAACCAAUCCCACACCUUUGUCUGAACGAUUCAUGGGCAUGGAGGCGGCGUUCGUCUCCUCCUCCCCAGUCUCGCUUGCCCUUGCCCGCACCGCUGGCUUCCGCACUACCCGCCUCAACCGCGCUGCACUCUCCUCCACCUCCCGCAACCUCCUCGUCACCGGUGAAUCCGACGACCCCUCUUGCACUUCAGCAGCAGAAGGUAACACAGAAGCAGGAGGAGACAAAGCAGCUGGGGCAGCAGUAGCAGCAGCGACAGCAGGAGCAGUGCCCGACCCAUCAGUGCUGGCAGCGCGGAUAGUGGCGGCGCUAGGCCUGCACAGGGAAGAGGUGCCAGGCCCUCCCCCCAGCGCUGCGGAGAGGGAGGCAGGCGAGGUGGACCUGCUGCUGCUGCACGUGCGCCCUUCUGACGUCGCCUCAUGGGGCCCCAGCGCUGGGGAGAAGAGCACUGGUGGUUUGCCAGCAGCUGCAGGAGAAGCAGGAGUGGGAGUGGCAGGCGCAGGAGGUGCGGUGACAGGUGCAGGCAGGGGCGAGGGUGGCGCUAUGGAAGGGCAGGUGUGGGGGCAGGCAGCGCGGGCGAUUCGAUGGGUGGACUCUCUGGUUGCGGAGCUGCUGAGAUGGCGGGAUGGCAAGGCAGGCAGGGGGGAGAAAGGCGAGGGAGAGGAGGGGAGUGGUGGGGAGGGAGCAGCAGUGGCCAGCGAUGGGCCGUCCUCCUUGCCCCUGCGGGCACAGAACCACCUGUACCUUGCUGUGGUGCUGGGAUAUGGGGACCAGGGCAACCAGCAGGUGCCUCCUCCUGCUGCUGCUGCUGCUCCAGAGCAGUCAACCGAGGUGCCCUGGUCGCCGGUUCCCCUGCGCUCCCUUCCGAAUCUCGCACCGCCAGCCUCUGCUGCUGCUGCUUCUCCAGCUGCUGGUGCUGCCUCUGCGGAUGGCUCUGUGGCGUGUUUGGCGCGCGUGCCCUUUGUGCCACGGCAGAGCUAUGAGCUGAGGGGAGACGAGCCCGUGGAGGCUAUUCGGCGCCACCACCCUCUGCUGGUGACCCGCCAUCUGCCUGCUGUCACACGCUGCGAUGAGGCGACGCACUUCGGCAUGCAAGAGUGCAUACAGAAUGGUGGAGACCGGGCCAUCUUGGCAGAUCGCUUCAUAUACGAGAUUGCGUUCAAGCUGUGGAGAUCCGGCAAAAUGAGCACGAAAGAAGGCGAUCGGCCGAGACCCGGCGACAGACUAGGCACGGAGCGGUUCGACGCAGAGAGCGGCGCGUCGGGGAGCGGAGCGGGCGAGAACGGCGGGGCGAUCCGCGUGGUGGUGGUGGGGAACAAAGGCACGGGCAAGACGUCGUUGAUCAUCUCAUGUCUCACAGAGGCCUUUCCGGAGGAGCCCGUGCCCGUGCUGCCGCCGACUCGCUACCUCGCCGACUCUUUUUCCGAUAAAAUCCCUCUUCUGAUCGUCGACACGUCAUCAAGGCGGGAGGAGCGGGGCGCGGUGGAGGCGGAGCUACGGGCGGCGGACACGGUGGUGAUAACGUUCGCGUGCGACGACCAGGCGUCGCUCAACUCCGUCUCCUCCUACUGGCUGCCGCUGCUCAGACAACUACAGGUGCCAGUGCCAGUCGUGGUGGUGGGCUGCAAGCUCGAUCUUCGAGACGCGCCAGGCGCAGCGGCGGUGGGGGGAGCCGAGGGGGCGGCAGUAGGGGCGGGGGGCGCGGGCGGGGGGGUGGCGCAGCAGCCGCUGGACGUGCUGGUUGCGCCGAUCAUGGACGAGUUCAAAGAGGUUGAGACGUGCCUCGAAUGCUCCGCGCUGCGCCGCGUGCAGGUGGCGGAGGUGUUUUUCUUUGCACAGCGGGCGGUGCUGCAUCCCACGGGGCCGCUGUUUGACCGGCAGACGCAGGCGCUGCGGCCGGCGUGUGUGCGAGCGCUCAUGCGCAUCUUCAUGCUCUGCGAUGUUGAUGGUGACGGCGUUCUCUCUGACACCGAGCUCAACGCCUUCCAGGUGGAGUGUUUCUCGGUGCCGUUACAGCCGGCGGAGCUGGUGGGGGUGAAGCGAGUGGUGGCGGAGAAGAUGGUGGAUGGCGUGGCGGGCAACGGGCUCACGCUCACUGGCUUCCUCUUCCUGCAUGCGCUCUUCAUUGAGCGCGGCCGCCUCGAGACCACCUGGACCGUGCUGCGCAAGUUCGGGUACUCGUCGUCCCUGCACCUGCGCGAGGAGAUCACUCGGCUGCCGUCACAGCCGCUGCCCGACCAGAGUGUGGAGCUGUCCAGCAAGGCGCUGGAGUUUGUGUGUGCGCGCUUCAGAGCGUUCGACAAUGACCAGGAUGGGGCCCUCAACACGAGUGAGCUUAACAACCUCUUCAGCACCGCACCCAACAGUCCAUGGGAGGAGCCGCCUUACCUGGGAGCGGCAGAGACAUCACCAUCGGGAGCGCUCACCUUCAGCGGCUACCUUUCCCUGUGGUCGCUCAUGGCGUUGCUGCACCCGGAGAGGGCAAUAGAGUACCUGCUCUACCUGGGCUUCCCCUCCGACCUCGCUCCGUCUGCCCUCACCUUCACGCGGCGGCGCCGCAGCGACCGCAAGGCGGGCUCCUCGCAGCGCCGCGUGCUGCAGUGCUACGUGGUGGGGCCCCCGCAGGCGGGCAAGACUGCUUUGCUCAACUCGUUGCUCGGAAGACCAUUUGAGCACUCACAUAUCAAGAAUGGGGAGGACGAGCGGUUUGCUGUUAACCUCGUCUCCACUGACCCGCAAGCCCACUCCGCCUCCUCCUCCUCGUCCGCUUCUUCUGCCUCUUCCUCCUCCACCACCACCACCUCCUCCUCCCUCUCCUCAAAUCGCGAUCCCGGCAGUAUAGCGAGCCAGGAUCUGAGUGCGCUGGCCAGCAGCAGCACGGUGCUGGUGCUGAGGGAGGUGCAUCCAGACGCCCUACCUCGCCUCCUCGCUCGCCCUGACUGGCUUGCCGCCUGCGACGUGGCUGCCUUUGUAUAUGACAGCUCGUCGCAGGGCAGUUGGGAGAAGGCGGUGGGCAUGCUGCAGGAGGUGGCGGGGCGGGCAGAGGCCACGGAGAGCGAGAUGCCCGCUGUGCUCGUGGCCGCUAAGAAUGACCUUGAGCCGCACCCCGCCAUCUUCACCCAGUCCGCACAGCUGUGCACGGAGAUGGGGGUGGCAGCGCCAGUCCCCGUCUCCUCACUUCUCCACGACGUCAACGAGCUGUGGACGCGACUCACCGACGCUGCCAGGAAGCCGCACGUGGGCAUCCCCGAGACCUCCGCCUCGCGCUCCUCCAAAGCCCUGCGCAAGCGCCUGCUCUACCGCUCUGUUUCGGUGGCUCUCGUGGGCACAGCAGUGGCAGUGGUGCUGGUGGUGGGCUUUCGGAUAUAUGCCGCGCGUCGCUCCUCCUCAACGUAG